CAUAAAUAUGCCCCUAAAAUAAACACAACAAAUCUAGGGUCCGUUUUUCUACAUCAGCUGGUAGGCCCAUGGAAAAAAUUACCAAAAUAAAAUUUGUACUGUGGCCGAGUUCAGUGUAGAUAGAUAGAUAGAAUCAUAUCUAUAAGCGGGCCGUGAUCCAAUACCUCACGUUUCUAAUUCUUGAUUCAUUUUCCCAGCAUAUCUUUCCUCUCUCAUUACCACCGUUAAGUUUUGCACUUCAUGAGGAAAAUAACCCAUGAAAAUAUUGUUUAGGCAUUAAAAGAUCUCCAAGAUCUAGUAAAAGAUCGAAGAUUAAAGCAGCAUGGAUUUGAGCUUAUUUGGAUUAAAGUAAGUGAUCUUUUGGAACCUAAAAUCGAGGAGAAUACUCGUCACGUUGUUCUCGAGUUUCUUCAGGAUCUUGUUCAAGGACAAUAUCUGACACUAGAUGUUAUGAGAGCUGAAAUAUUCAGAUUUUUAAAGAAGCAUACAAUUGAUGAGGAUCUAAAUCACAGAAUAAAACUUCUCUCAAACUUAACAGAAAAUGGAAAAGAUAUUUUACAUUUCGAGGAAGAGAUGGGAGUGUUGAUGUUGGAAUUAUUAAAGAAAAGUACGGAUAAGCAGGGUGAGUGUAAGGAUAUUCUGUCUCUAACCCUGAACCUUGUGAAGUUCAACUCUGCAUAUCUGGACCCUGAUAUAGUUUCUAAAUUAAUCCUGGUACUAUCCUGGCAUGCCUGCACUACAACCAGGGAUGCAGAGAUAGUGUCAACUCUGGAGAUAUUCAAGUGUAUAGUGAUGUAUAGUUUUAUACCUAGUGACUCUCUUCUACAGUUUGUAUCAUGUCUCUGCAGAGUUGUAAACCUCAAGGAGGUUUGUCAAGACGCAUGGAACACAAUGCGAAGUUUGAUGGGAACCCAUCUGGGCCACUCCGCUCUGUUUAAUCUGUGUGUUCUGAUCCAGUCCUCACCCGAUAGGGUGGAUGUUGCUCUUGUCAGGGGGGCAGUCUUCUUUAUAGGUUCAUCUUUGUGGGGUAAACAGCAUGUUUCUACCUUAAAAUAUUCCGCCAUGACAAUCCUGCCUGUGUUCCUGGAGGCCUUGAAGCAAGGACAUCCCCUGGUUAUUUACGAAAUUGCACUACAGAUGGAGUCCCUGGUAGUCCUACAGGGUAUCUUACUCAAUGCUCCAGGCUGGGAGGAGGCUGUAACUGUUCUGGAUAAUAUUGUGGCAAAUCUUGGACUCUGUGAUGCUAGUCUUAAACCAAUUGUUGAAAAUCAUCUUCAGACAACAAUAGUGAAACUUGAAGCCUUGGCAAGAAACAAGCAAUAUCCAGGGAGCAAGAGUCGAUUGUUUGAUUUAAUAGAAGAAGUUUCUAAUUUGUGCCCGGAACAGAGUGUUCUGCAUCUGUUGAAGUACAGGUCUGAGUAUCUGUACCCAGCUAGACCUAACUGGAUUGAGAAGCUAGGACAACUAGUGGAAAGAUUUUAUGAGAGAGAUGUGAGACAGAUGGUUCGGUUAAAGAUGCUAAAUAUCUUGAAGGACACCGUUAUCACUAAUAUUCUCAUGUAUGAGGAUAAACUCUUGGAAACUGCAGUUCUUCCUUUCCUUACUGGAGUUGAAUCAGAGAUUGACAGGAAAGUGAAAAUGAAGAGUGUACAAACAAUUGCUGAAAUAGCUGUAAAAGCAUCAGGACCUCAUCUUAAGGACCUGUUGGAUAUCCUGGAUAAGCUGGUCAAGAAAUUAGGAGACUCUGAAACCAGGCAGGACACCGCCAUUCUCUACAAUAGGCAGGACUUCCUGCACUGCCAGGAGGCUGUCCUUGGUAUCAUCAAUAUAUUUAGGAAGAAGUUCUAUCAACAUCCAAUCUCUAGCGUCAAGAGAUGUUGCGAUAUUCUAGUAACAGUUCUAGAACAUAUAUACGGAUCUCCAGCUAUUCUAGAGCAUACAGGAGAAAUUCGGCUGGAAAUAUUUCGAUGUUUUCUGAGUUUACGAGCGAGGCAUGAUUAUCAUAUGGGGUUUGUAAGGGAUUCAGAUGAAGCUGGUUCAGUUAGCUUUAGUCCUUAUGUUAUCUGUGCACAGCGUAAGAUACCGGGACAACAUACAGUUGCAGUACAAUCACAUUCAGAUAAAGGUGUUGUGACAUUAUCAUUAACAAGAGCUUGCAGAGCUGUCAUAAGGUGCUUAAAGGAUGAAAGAGAUUGGAAGGUUCUAAACCUGGUUCUCACAGAGAUACCAAGUGUUCUGCAGAACAAAGGAAUGCUUGUAAG
Molecule: messenger RNA, 2261 nt
Organism: Eurytemora carolleeae
Lineage: Eukaryota; Metazoa; Arthropoda; Copepoda; Calanoida; Temoridae
Product: tuberin
Exons: 18
Biological process (GO): negative regulation of insulin receptor signaling pathway; negative regulation of TOR signaling; negative regulation of Wnt signaling pathway
Cellular component (GO): TSC1-TSC2 complex; nucleus; cytoplasm
Molecular function (GO): GTPase activator activity
Source: RefSeq, a predicted model, not a curated record